CUUUGGGCUUCCGUUUUGUUGACCUUUGCCUAAAUUAAGCACAUGCAAUAAUGGACGCAAAAAAGGCUGCAGAUUUUGCUGGACGUUUAAAGAAAGCAGGCCCUAGAGGCUUCGGUGCUGGAUUAGGUAUUGCUGCACUAGCUGGCGGCAUCUAUGGAUUAACACAAUCAUUUUAUACUGUUGAAGGUGGUCACAGAGCGAUUAUAUUUAGCAGGUUAUCUGGUAUCAAGCCAGAUAUUUAUGUUGAAGGACUUCACUUUAGGGUUCCCUGGUUCCAGUAUCCAAUAAUUUAUGACAUUAGAUCUCGACCACACAAAAUAUCAUCACCAACUGGGAGCAAAGACUUGCAGAUGGUAAAUAUAUCACUAAGAGUUUUGUCUCGUCCAAAUGCCAUGGCACUGCCUCAAAUUUACAGACAACUUGGUACAGAUUAUGAUGAAAGAGUUUUGCCUUCAAUUUGUAAUGAAGUUUUAAAGAGUGUAGUAGCUAAAUUCAAUGCUUCUCAAUUAAUCACUCAACGUCAACAAGUCUCCUUGCUGAUUAGACGAGAACUAAACCAGAGAGCCAAAGAUUUUCACAUCAUUCUUGAUGAUGUCUCAAUCACUGAACUUAGCUUUGGCAAAGAAUAUUCCCAAGCUGUUGAAUCAAAACAGAUUGCCCAACAAGAUGCCCAAAGAGCCCAGUUCUUGGUAGAAAGAGCCAUUCAGGAGAAACAACAGAAAGUUGUGCAGGCUGAGGGAGAAGCUGAAGCUGCUAAAUUAAUUGGUGAAGCCAUGAGUUUAAAUCCUGGCUAUCUCAAGUUGAGGAAAAUCAGAGCUGCACAGAACAUUGCAAGAACAAUUGCCCAAUCUCAGAAUAGAGUGUACCUAAAUACCAACUCUCUCAUGAUGAAUAUUGGUGAAGAAGGAUUUGACCAAGCUGCAGAUUCCCUUGUGUCUAAGAGGAAAAAAUGAAUUUGAUUGUCCUUGACAUAGUUUUCAUGUGAUUUUUUUUUUUUUUGUAUUAUUAUUAUUUUAGUAUAAUACUAUAAAUAUACUUUGUAAAGAGAGAUAGCUGUUGAAUGAAGAUCAAGUUAUACUAAGUUGAAAUAAAGAAACCAUUUUAAAAAAUA
This is a messenger RNA of Biomphalaria glabrata, 1111 nucleotides long. RefSeq names its product prohibitin-2-like. Gene Ontology annotation, cellular component: mitochondrion; membrane. Gene Ontology annotation, biological process: mitochondrion organization. The record is from RefSeq and is a predicted model, not a curated record. The transcript has 7 exons. Bases 51 to 953 code for a protein of 300 amino acids. Lineage: Eukaryota; Metazoa; Mollusca; Gastropoda; Planorbidae.